AUGACGGGAUUCUCUGCGCUCCCCUUGGCGUCAGAGGCAGGCGACGACGACGAGCAGCAAAAGUUUAAGGGCGUCUCCCGGAUCCUUGGGCCCAGAUGGGCACACCUUCCAACCAUAACCAUUGGACUGUUGGGAGUACAAAUAUUCUGGAGUGUUGAGAUGUCUUAUGCUUCGCCCUACUUACUCUCCUUGGGUUUAUCCAAGUCAAGCAUGGCAGUUGUGUUCGUAGCGGGUCCGUUAUCUGGCCUGAUAAUGCAGCCUCUCAUCGGUGUUUUGGCCGACAACUCCACCUCAAGGUUCGGCAGACGGAGACCCUAUAUGUUACUCGGAACUCUCAUUUGUAUGGUCGCCAUGCUCCUCCUUGGAUUUACUCGGGAUGUAGCAUCUAUAUUUACCGGCUGGAAUAGUAACGCUAAUGACGCUCUGACGAUAUGGCUGGCUGUCCUUUCCAUCUAUCUCAUUGACUUUGCCAUCAACGCAGUGCAGGCCGUGGACCGUGCCCUUCUUGUCGACACUCUUCCCUCGUCAUCACAAGCAGCAGGAAACGCAUGGGCGGCGAGGAUGUUGGGAGUAGGAAGUGUGGUUGGUUUUUUCGUUGGCAACGUCGACCUUCCCCGUCACUUCCCGUUUCUGGGCAGCUCGCAGCUGCAAGUCCUCUCCGUCAUCGUUUCCUUCCUGCUCCUCGCCGGUCACGUCGUCAUGGCCGUUAUGGUCAAGGAAAAGGUCCUCCUCAAGACCUCCAGCGUUGAUGGAAAAUCCCAACGGAAAACAUUUACUCAAGAAGUACGUGAUAUAUGGAACAACAUGCGCUCUCUUCCUCGAGUAAUCAAGCAAAUUUGCAUUAUCCAGUUCUUCGCAUGGAUAGCAUGGUUUCCCGUCCUUUUCUACACCUCAAUCUACGUCGGCGACCUGUACAAACGCUCUCAACCGCACCCCGAGUCCGACGAGGCCGCUGCUGCCCUCGACACCGAGGCUACCCGUCUGGGCUCUCGUGCGCUCUUCUACUCCGCCCUCGUGUCAUUGCUCGCGAACAUCACGAUGCCCGCCUUCGUGGCCGAGGCCGCUGCUGCGAGCCGGGGCAGGAACAGUGGCGCAACGUGGUGGGAUCGUGUCUGUCGUGUCCCGAGGCAGAUGCAGAUGCAACUUGCGACAGUGUGGGCGGCGAGCCAUUUCGUGUUUGCAAGCUGUAUGUUUGCGACAUUCUUCACCCAGUCGGUGUGGGGCGCUACCUUGAUCGUCACUGUCACAGGAUUCUCCUGGGCUAUCACCCAGUGGGCGCCAUUUUCCCUUCUUGCAGAAGCCAUCCUCACAGAACCUGCUGCGCAGUCGUCCGAGAACCCCGGUACGAUCCGGCUAGCCGAUGCACGCCAACGCGACAGCAGUGAACACGAACGGCAAGUCUUCCUCGCCCGAAACGGCGAAGGCGAACAUUCCGAGGACGACUCGGAGGACGAAGAAACCCGCAGAGAGGAACGCAGGAGGGUGCUCACCAAUUCAGGUGCUCAACUAAGCCGGAUAGACAUUGGCGUGCCUGAGCACGAAGACGGUGACUAUGAGUUCGUACCUGGGCCGGAGAAUGGGCAGAGGACGAACGGGGCUGUGAGCACUGCGAGCACGUUGAGUGCUAAGGCCGGUAUUAUCCUGGGCAUACACAAUAUUUUCAUCGUCAUCCCCCAAUUUCUUGUGACAGGCUUCUCAUCCAUCCUAUUCGCCAUCCUUGACCCCCAAAAACCCGCCCUGCCUUCUCAUCGUGCCCCCGUUGCCCCGGGCCCAGGACCGAAGAACGGCACCGUGCUCCUGAACGAUAUUGGCUCGAACGUUGACAUCGACUUCGAUGAUAUGGCUGCGAGAGGUGCCGAGCUGUUCAAUGCUCUGUCCGGCAGAGCAGCUGGUGGAAGCGACUCCAGUCACUCGAACUCUGUGGUGUAUAUCUUCCGAAUUGGAGGUGCCGCUGCCCUGUUUGCGUUUGUGCUAUGUUGGAGGCUAGCACGCGAGAUUCGGCAUCGAUAG
Cyclocybe aegerita is the source of this 2010-nucleotide messenger RNA. Lineage: Eukaryota; Fungi; Basidiomycota; Agaricomycetes; Agaricales; Hemipholiotaceae. The record is from the annotation of a GenBank genome assembly.